Molecule: messenger RNA, 2485 nt
Organism: Hemibagrus wyckioides
Lineage: Eukaryota; Metazoa; Chordata; Actinopteri; Siluriformes; Bagridae
Gene: timmdc1
Product: translocase of inner mitochondrial membrane domain containing 1
Exons: 8
Coding region: 95-985 (296 amino acids)
Cellular component (GO): mitochondrion
Source: RefSeq, a predicted model, not a curated record
UGAUGUUUGUGCUUUAGUAAAUAAACGCGCUGACAUUGAACCGGCUACAGGAGGAAUCUCAAACAGCAGUAAUCGAACAGCUUGCUGAUGCGUGAUGUGCCCUGUGGGUCUGUGUACACACACAUUCACGUGUGGAGAGAAAGACGCAGAUACAGACAGCCCCGGAGCCUGGCAUACAGGACUGCUGAGGGCAGUUUAUAUGUUCGCCCUUCCUCGAGUGCAUGCAGCUGACAUCGUCGAUCCAGAGGCCAGUCUUCAUUCUUUACCGAAACAUGUGGGCAAGCCGGAGUUCCCAGACACAGGAUGGGAUCGCAUUAAAGACCUAUUCGAGCGACGAGACGGACAGACGUACUCAGAAGAGGUGAGGAACGUGGGUAAGAGUGCUCUGACGGCCGCCUUGGUGGGACUGUUGUACGGAGGCCUGCCUGGAGCCCGACAUGCCCGUGAGAGAUUCAUCCAGCUGAGCCAAGCUGAGAUCUACCGUAGCAGAGUUGAGGCAGUGCGUUCGGCUCAUAAUGCAGCUAUCCGAGGCUUUGUGAGAUAUGGCUGGAGGUGGAGCUGGAGAGUCGGCGCUUUUGUGACCCUUUUUAACACUGUCAGUACAGGCAUUUCUGUGUACAAAGACAGUAACGCCUUGAGCCAUUUUGCUGUGGCGGGGGCUGUGACCGGAGGUGUGUUCCGGAUGAAUCUGGGCCUCAGGGGAUUGGUGGCAGGAUCGGCUAUUGGCGCUGCAUUAGGUGUGCCUGCUGGGGCGUUAAUUGUUGGGCUACAGAAGCUGGGAGGAGAGACCAUGCGGGAAAAACGACGACGGGAACGAAGAGAACUGUAUGAGCUCAGGGUGGCUGAAUGGAAUGCACGUCUGCAGCUUACUGACCAGAUAAUUGGUGAAUUUAAUGGCCGGGACCAAGACACAGAAGGUGACCUUCAGCGGAUCGAAGAGCUCCUUAGUCAACCAAGGAACGAAGAAUUGACUGAGGAGUCUUAACAGAUCUGAUUAUAGAUAACAAUAUACUUACAAUUGAAGAGCACUGGCUUAUCUGAUGGGAGAUAUAUUUACAGAAUUUCAGCUUAAAGCUAUACCGGUUGUUCACAGACAAACAAACCACAUAACGCAUCAUGUGCUGAAUAUUUUGAACAGGAGUUACAGUUUACUUUCACCGUCAUGUGUUGAAUUCCACACUGUUCAGAUUGUUGCUCUGUAAACCAAGUGAAUCUUUAUCUUCUCAUCAUUGUAAAAUAUAUAGUUUUAAGUUUUCUGGGGUGACUUUGGGGCAUGAGACUCAAAAAGCCUGUGAGAAUCUAAAAAAUGACCGUAAUCAAAGAGUUGUUGGACUACAUCUGACGUUUUUAAUUGUUUGACUCGGAUUUGUUAACAAGUAGACCAGAGAAGCUCGAAACUCAAUGAUUGUCAUAGUAGAGAGUGUGUGUGUCUGUGUGUAAUAUGGUGCUGCGAGCUCGUCACAUGCCUCGGUCCCUUCUGGAAACAAGAUGUGACAGCAGCUGAGGCUCCAAGUUCAACAUGUGGAUAAAUACAAACACAGACUUACAGCACCACCACGAGGACAAAUUCAGUCUUGCAUGGGUUUAUGCGUUUCAUUUUACAGACAUACACAGAUCAGGGAUAAUAUUAUGACCACCUGCCUAAUAUUGUGUUGGUCCCCCUUUUUGCUGCCAAAACAGCCCUGACCCAUCAUGCACUGUGUAUUCUGACACCUUUCUAUCAGAACCAGCAUUAACUUCUUCAGCAAUUUGAGCAACAGUAGCUCAUCUUUUGGAUCGGAUCACACGGGCCAGCCUUCACUCCCCAUGUGAGUCAAUGAGCCUUGGCCGCCCAUGACCCUGUCACCAGUUCACCACUGUUCCUUCCUUGGACCACCUUUGAUAGAUACUGACCACUGCAGACCGGGAACACCCCACAAGAGCUGCAGUUUUGGAGAUGCUCUGAUCCAGUCGUCUAGUCAUCACAAUUUGGCCCUUGUCAAACUCGCUCAAAUCCUUACGCUUCUCCAUUUUUCCUGCUUCUAACACAUCAACUUUGAGGACAAAAUAUAUCCUAAUAUAUCCCACCAACUAACAGGUGACAUGAUGAGGAGAUGAUCAGUCUUAUUCACUUCACUUGUCUCAUAAUGUUAUGCCUGAUUUGUAUUUCACAGGUUUAUAAAUAAGAUUUUAAACUUGCAUUAUUUUGCGAUUUACACACAUUCUCUACAUCACAAUAUUGAAAUUAAUUCUAUUAUUUUUAGCAUAAUAUUUGGUACAUUUGAAUCUAAAGAAAAAUGAUGUAGUUACAUAGACAAGAUGGGGCAAACUAUUACAGGAAAAUAAUCAAUGACAGGAGGGUAUCUUUGUGAUGAUGUGAAGCAGAAAUCUUCACAUCAAAGCUGGUGGUUUUUCUGUAAAAUCACAUCCUGAAGUGAUUUAUUCCUUUUAAUGCUUCCACAAUGCUGGAUUUAAAAUAGAUAUUUAUUAAAGAACAAUACAUCUU